AUGGCAAUCAUAGGGGCAAGAGGGGGAGGAGCAGGGCGAGCAGCUGGAGCGGCAGAGGGACGGUCAGAGACACAGGGGGGGAGUCCCACUGGUGGCAACCCUGGUGAGGACACGGACGAAGGGGCGAGAGGAGGGGGAGGGGAAGGGGGAGGCGGAGGCGGAGGCGGAGGGGGGACGGUAACGCGCGGGUCGGACAUGCACCUGGCUGCGCGGAGCCUGGAGCAGGCCGUGCCGUUCGCGUUCCUGCUGCUCUUCGUGCAAGUCCGGCAGCACCUGAUUGGCUUCUGCACGGUCGUGUGGCUGACAGCGACGCUCUUCAAGGCCAACGACUUCAUCCGCAAACAGGGCGCGCUCAAGGCGGACCGCAAUCCGGUGCUGCUGGCACUGGCAGCUGUGCUGCUGCUUGCACACGUGGCAGUUGUUAAUUGGCUCUUCUGGCCCGAGCAGCUGUGGAGACCGCUUCUGCUCAUACCGCCUGCUGAAGUGCCCCCUUUCUGGCAUGCUCUCUUCAUUAUAGUCACAAAUGACGUGCUGGUGCGCUUCAUGGCCAUGGCAGUGAAGUGUGGCAUCCUCGUUGCUCACCGCCGCAGCAAGGGGAUGCACAAUCGCCACCAGGCGCAGGUCCUAACCCUAGUGGAGUACACGUCGCUCCUCUACCGGGCGUGGGUGCCGGCACCUGUGUGGUUCCAGUUCUUUCUCAACGACCAGGCAUAUGGCCGCCUCACCGCCUCCCUCACUGCAGGGCUCUACCUCGCGUUCAAGCUCUCCACCUCGCUCGACAGGGUGCUCCUCUUUGUGUCCGCUGUUCGCCAAGCGGUUGGGAAAGGCGAGCAGUAUGGGACCGAGGCCACGCCUGACGAGGUGGCAGCAGCCGGCAACAUGUGUGCCAUCUGCCAGGAGCACAUGACAGGCCCUGUCACGCUGCGAUGCCGCCACGUGUUCUGCGACGAAUGUGUCUCUGAAUGGUAA
Closterium sp. NIES-65 is the source of this 969-nucleotide messenger RNA. The record is from the annotation of a GenBank genome assembly. NCBI's taxonomy places the organism in Eukaryota, Viridiplantae, Streptophyta, Zygnematophyceae, Desmidiales, Closteriaceae.